UGGGAAUGGAAACUGAGAACCUCUUCUAAGUAUUAUAUUUAAUAACAAACCAUCUUUACCAUUUACCAUUCGUACGGUCUUAUGGCAACAUUCGAGCUGUUUUUGAUUUGAAAUAGCGGUCCUGCAAGGUCUGCGGCAGGUUCUGGUUGCAAUUGCGCUUUCGCCCUCGCAAAUAAAUCCAGGAGGGAGGGCACGGAUUGUAAUAGGUACAUGUAGCUGCCUCUAAGAUAUGGCAGCACCAGUGAAUCAUGUCCGCGGUCUCGUCGGAACCGCCCAAAACCUCCGCCAAAUAUUCCUACAGUUAGCAGAUUCACAAGCAGCCCGGUUCGCUGAGCGUCAGAUCACGCGAAGACAGAUAAGAUGUUAUCGUUUCCAACCCGUUCGGCAGCAACAACCUAUGGCUCCGCGCGCAGAACCCCAGAUAAUGAGACGACCCCAACCUCGGCCAGCAAAUCUCCAGCAGAAAUACGGACCACAGAAAGAUGCAAAUGACAGUAGGGACCACAACGGCCUUAUAAAGGACGAGGCCAUUCCCGCGCGGAGGGUCCAGAUAGUGAACGAAGACGGGUCACUUGGGGAUCCAAUUCCCUUGGGGGCUGCCUUACAUACGUUUGACCGCUAUGUAAACAUUCUUCUCCAGGUUGCUCCCGAAACCGCCGAACGCCCCGCUAUAUGCAAAAUCACGAGCAAGGGGGUAUUGCAGCAAAAACUACAAGCAAAAUCAAAAGCACCUAAAGACCCUAGCCGCGCGUUAAAACAGGUCGAGCUCAACUGGGGUAUCGAUGGCCAUGACCUCUCACAUCGAAUGAAAAUGGUGGAGUCAUAUUUCGAGAAAGGGAAGAAGGUGGAAUUCAUAUUGCUGCAGAAGGAUAAGAGGAAGAAGACACUGCCUACACCGGACAAAGCCCGAGAACUGGUUAAAACGGUAAAAGAGCAGAUUGCAGAGAUGGGCGCCGUGGAGACUAAGAAGAUGGAAGGGACAUUACUGGGCCGACUCACUAUAUAUGCUGAAAAGCCGAAGAAGCCAUGACAUCCUGGUGAAGAGAGUUCUUGUAUUAUAUUAUAUCACAGACAUGAAGGACUUAUAUGCCCAAGAAUGGCUGGACCUGAUUGAUUGAUCUGUACCAUGAAUGAUAUAUCCCAAAUUAGACAUAUUUUUAAUUCUUCAGCUAUUUUGAACAAACAAGCCUAAUUUUCAAAUUGUAACCCUAUGUACUCGAGAUAUCCAUCAUUAUAGUUC
Molecule: messenger RNA, 1240 nt
Organism: Blastomyces dermatitidis ER-3
Lineage: Eukaryota; Fungi; Ascomycota; Eurotiomycetes; Onygenales; Ajellomycetaceae
Product: translation initiation factor
Exons: 2
Coding region: 230-1030 (266 amino acids)
Biological process (GO): ribosome disassembly; mitochondrial translational initiation
Cellular component (GO): mitochondrion
Molecular function (GO): translation initiation factor activity; ribosome binding
Source: RefSeq, a predicted model, not a curated record